AGGGAGGGGGCGGCGGUGUCGGGGCGCUGUGCUGCCCCGGGUCCCGCUGCUGCCCCGGGUCCCGCGCCGCCAUGGUGCUGGACAGCCUGGCCCGCAUCGUCAAGGUGCAGCUGCCCGCCUACCUGAAGCGCCUGCCGCUGCCCGAGAGCGUGGGCGGCUUCCUCCGCCUCACAGUUUCAGAAUGGCUGCGGUUACUGCCUUUCCUGGGCGUGCUGGCCUUGCUCGGUUACCUCGCUGUUCGUCCCUUCCUCUCCAAGAAGAAACAGCAAAAGGAUAGUUUGAUUAACCUCAAGAUCCAGAAGGAAAAUCCAAAAGUAGUGAAUGAAAUAAACAUUGAAGAUCUGUGCCUCACUAAAGCUUACUGCAGGUGUUGGCGUUCAAAGACGUUCCCUGUCUGUGAUGGCUCCCACAACAAGCACAAUGAAUUAACAGGAGAUAAUGUAGGUCCACUAAUACUCAAGAAGAAGGAAGUAUAGCAGAUGCUUAAUUCACUAGAUCAUGACUGAUAAAAAGUCUUUUUGUAUCAUUGUAGUUGCAAAGGACAGUAUCUUACUAUGUGAUUGGUAUGAUUUAAUCUAAUGAUUGCUGUCAAUUUCUUUUUGGAAUAAAUUGCAUUUAGGCAGUGCUAAA
Messenger RNA from Apus apus (common swift), 630 nucleotides. It is a transcript of the gene CISD2, whose product is annotated as CDGSH iron sulfur domain 2. The record is from RefSeq and is a predicted model, not a curated record. The transcript is spliced from 3 exons. Bases 72 to 476 code for a protein of 134 amino acids. Lineage: Eukaryota; Metazoa; Chordata; Aves; Apodiformes; Apodidae. Gene Ontology annotation, biological process: autophagy of mitochondrion; regulation of autophagy. Gene Ontology annotation, molecular function: 2 iron, 2 sulfur cluster binding. Gene Ontology annotation, cellular component: intracellular membrane-bounded organelle; mitochondrial outer membrane.